ACCCAAGUAUUUUAGCAGACUACUUUCGUUAUUUGAUCACGUGAUAUAUUCGCGUCAUAGGAGCAGCAAAUAUUAUGCGCAAUUUCUAUUUGACAUUAUAGUUGGUAAUAUUUGUAAAACUUUAAAAUGGCAUUUUACUUCUAACAUAAUUUUGGUGAAUGAUUAAAUAAAUAAAGAAAUUUUAUUUAUGUGCUGCAAUAUUUUAAAAGUUUCAUUUUAAUUUCGAAACUACAAAAAUAUUUGCAUCCUUCAUAUCCUUGGGAAAACUCUCUUUCGGUUUUCAUGGCGGAUGUUAUUGCAACGGGAUUUUGUGUGUUCUAGCGCCGAUAGGUGCUUGAAUGCACAUAUUAUCUGUGUCAUAUGGACACCGAUAUGGAUGACGAUUAUCAGGCGGCGGAUAUAGAGCAUGAGGGGAUGAACGUGGGCAUUGAACCAAGGAUAACUAACCGUGCCCAGGGUGGGGUUCGCACUGACAAGACCAGGUUUAUACGGCCUGUAGAGAGGCAGCGGAUGAGACCAUGGCUAAUUGAUCACCUGGAUCAGAAUGAUAUACCUGGUCUAGUCUGGCAAGAGAGAACUGAAAUGAUAUUCCGUAUUUCCUGGAAACAUGCUGCCAACCAAUGUUUUAAUAUGCAGAAAGAUACUAACCUGUUUGAAAGAUGGGCCAUACACACUGGACGUCAUCAAGAUUCUGACCAUAAGAGAUGGAAGGCAAACUUCCGUUGUGCUUUAAACAGCUUGCCAGAUGUCACCGAAAUGAAAGAGCAAGGUGUGAAGAAGGGUAACAAUGCAUUUAAGGUUUACAGAUUUUUGGAUGAAAAAGAGGCUAAAUUGAGUAAAGAUGGAAAACCUCGGAAAAAGAAAGAACCUUUAGAAUACAAAGAUGACAGUCAACUUGUGAAAUUUAAGGAAGGGUUUGUGAUGUCAUAUGACUCUGGAGAAGGAACAUCUUAUGAAGGAAGUGGAGCGUCUGGUUCCAGUAUUCCUAACUUACAUCAGCUGGUUCCCUCAGGCGUUGAUAUGCUUCUUGAAGCAGACAGCAAGGAUAAUGUACAGCCCAUUGUUGGCGGUAUGGACAACUUACAGGAAAUACUGGCUGCUGCUACUGCAUCACUAGCUGCUGGUGGGGAUGCUGUUGCCUUGGAGAAGAUCUCUAUUGAGCAGCUUAGUCGUCUUGGUGAGGUGUCAAAGAUGAAGCUCGAUAUUAGGCAGAGUGAUCGAAAACGAAGAAAGAAGGAAGUUUCUGGAAUUCUCAAUGUGUUUCUGUGUAAUUGGUGCGAGAAAGUGUUUCCUACAAAGGUGGACUUGUUCCAGCAUUUUCUCAUCAUACACCAGGACAAGUUGUUGUCAGGGGAAGAAUAUGGUGCUCGGAAACACACCCAGCCAACAGAAAAACUACAGCAAGAAAUUGAGGACCUUGAGAAAAAAGUCCUGGGCUUUACACAGGAUAGUUAUCAGAAUGAGUCGGAGGAGGUAAUAGAAGAUGGCCAAGUGGUUGAUUUAUCCUCAAAUAAUUCAAUGACAAGUUCAGAAGUUUAUAUAGAGGAUCAAGUCUUGGACCUCUCUGUGGCUGGUGCUCUUGCCAAACACCCUCAAUCCCAGAUACCAGAAGUUGCCCUUGACUUGUCAAUGAGUACAUCUAAACAGAAGACAGGCCAGAAAAGUACUGUUUCGAAAAUGGUACAAAAACGUAGGCGAUCAAAUGCCACAGAUGGAGAUUACUCAAACAAAUUUGGAAAUUAUGGCCUGGCAGGUGAACCACGUACAAAACGCCAGUUGUCAUUGUUACUUAAACGUAAGGAAGAGGAAGAAGAAAAGGCAAGAAAACAUGCCGAAGCACAGCAUUCAAUGGAAGAUCUUGUUCAUGCUGAAAUACUUAUUUCCCUUAAAAGUGGAUCAAAAGAUGAAAAUGAGACUGAAAGUAUGGAACUUGAAAAUGGUGAUGAAAAGGAUGGGAAAGAGGAUAAGAAAUCUCUAACUUCAGAAAUAGAACAGACUGAAGGUGGGUUAAAGGAGAUGGGUGAACAAGAUGGUAUAAAAACUGAAGCAGUGGAGGAAGAAGAGAAACUUGAUGAUGAGACAGAAGAAGUUGAGGAGGAAGUUAUUUCUAUGGAAAAUGUGUUUUACAUGGAGCUUAAUGAUGGAAGCAAAGUAGCUAUUUCAAAGCAAGUAGAGAUACCACUUUCAGACCCAGAAAAAAGUGAUGAAGAUGAAGCCAAAAACAAGAAUGGUGUCACUGUAUUACAUGAAAGCGUAGAUAAAUCAGAAGAUCACAUUGUUAAACAGAGUGAGCAGGAUAAUAGUUCAGGAAAGCCAUACAAAUGUGCUUUAUGUCCCCAGAGAUUUGAGGAUCCAAAAGAAUUGUUAACUCAUGUUUCAGUUCACAAAACCGAAUAUAAGUGUUCAGUCUGUAUGAAUGUAAUGACAGAUAAAGAUGUUUACCUCAGCCAUAUUGAGUCUCAUCUCCCUGCUGGAAAACAUGGUCACAUAUGUGAUGUUUGUAAUGUUCAUUUUUCAACUGUUGAAGAACUGCAGAAACACAAUAAAAGUCAUGAGUCUGGCACUAAGUUAUACAAGUGUGGAAACUGUGGGAAAAACUACCAAACAGUGAAAGAAUGUGUUAAUUGUGAAAUAUGUCUUCAAGCAAAGGGUAAAGUGAAAGAAGUUGCAAGUAAAGGUUCUAAGUUAGAACUAAAAGUUGUCCUUAAUGAUAUAAGUAAAACUAAACCGGUAGUAACAAAAGUUGGUAAAUCUGUAAAUGAAAAAGGUGCUGCAGAGGCAGGUGAUGUGGCUAAAAGCAUUUCUGAUAUUGAAAGACAGGAUGAUUUAAAAGAAAAAAUUCAUAACACCGGUCAAAAAAACUUGAAAGGUGAACCAGUGAUAACCCCGGUCGCUGGUUCAGAAAACCUUACGGGCAUUAUCAGCACAGUUAUUGCAGAUAAAAAUAAUGUUUACUUAGACAAGCAAGACACUUCAUCGAGAAAAUGUUUAUCACAAGAAUCAUUUGAACUACCCAUGGACUGUUUAGAAGACAACUGUGAAGAAGUAAGACCAAAAGAUGUCAAAAAUGAUGUUGUUGAUGGUGAAAACAGUGAAAAAAUGUUAGAAAAUAUGAAAACAGAGGUUCAGGUAUUCCCUAAAGAAAAUAAAAUUGUUGAAGAGAUAGACAAAAAUGUUUUAAAACCAGUGUCAUUGGCAGAAAAAGUAACAAAGACAAGUAGCGAUGUUAUUAAUUUUACUGAAAUUAAAGAAGUGAAGAAAGAAAAGCUUAAAGUUGCUGAAAAUGAUUUUGUUGAAACAUCCACAACUGAAGAGAAAUUAGCCAAGGGAAUGCUUCAGAAGGAACAGAAAUGUAGUCAAUGCCAAGAAACAUUCAAAUGUGAAGAAGACAUGAUUAAACAUAUGCAAUCUCAUAAAGAAACCAUUGAGGAUAAAAUUGGGAAGAAUAUCUUCCAUUGCGGAAUAUGUGACUUAAAACUUAAUAUAAAUGAUGUAGAAUCUCAUCUACAAACUCACAAAGCCUCUAAGCCUGGUAAACCAUGCUGUGAAGAAAUUGAUGAUGAUAAAUGUACGUGUGUCAUUUGCAAAGAAACUCUUCCAGCGAAUAGACUGGACACUCAUUUGAAGUCGCAUUCUGUUUAUGACCUUUCAAAAUCACAAAAUGUAAUGCUUACUCAAAGAUUAGUAUCAACCAGAGUUGGCAUGGGUAAAGGUAAAAUGCCAUUUAUUUGUAAUUUAUGCAGUUAUAAGUUUGCAACUUUUGCAGAUCUAAAGCUGCAUGUGAAAACACACCUUGGUCCAAGAAUUUGUGUUGAAGACUCAAAGACAGAGAUUAAAAAUGAAAAAACAGAUUCAAUCAAGAAAGAAGUUGUUAAUAAAAAAGCAAGAGGAAAGAAAAGAAAAGACACGGAUGAGAAGAGAAUCACAGGGAAGCGACCAAAAGGAAGGAGAUAUAAACUAAGUUCUAAGGUCUUGAAAGUGAAAGGCAAACAAGAUGUAAAGGUGAAGAAUGAAGAUCAAAAAGAUAUUAAAGUAAAAGCAUCUCCUACAAUAACUGCUGCCUUAAAAAGUGGACCAAAAUAUAGCCUAAGCACUUUAACAGAAGGUCAGGAUGCAAAACAUAUCAAGCAUUCAUCUCAGGCCAGACAGAAAGGUGAUUCAUCAAUAGCACAGAUAGUUCAACUUGAAAAAGGGUCUGUUGUAGUACUAAAUAAUGGUGAAAUGGUUGUGAGAGAAGAGGAUAAGGACAAACAGAAAGAUUUGAAAAGAAAAAAUAAAGUACAGCUAGAAACUGUCUCCACGAAAAAACACAAAUCCACAAAUGAAAAUCUCUCAGAACUAAAUGAUUCUUAUGGAAAAAAACUGGUCAAUAAACCUGAUGAUGAUGGUAAGAAGGAAAGUUCUGUUGAAAGUUUUGGAGUUAAUAAUCAAAGUAAAAACAUUCAGCAACAACAGUUUGUCAAAACAGAGCCUACAGGAUCAGUGAAUGUAAUUUCACCAGCCUCAUCAGCGGAAUUAAUUGAUAAAAGCAAGGCUGGAAUGAAUGCAAAGGCUGCUACCUUGUACAGACUCCAGCAGAAGAUAUUGCUUGUUAAGGAAGGAGGUGUCAAAGUAGCAACACCAGUGUUAAGUCCUUUAACAGUUACAGUUGUAUCCAGUCACUCGGACUUGGUUACUCAAAGUAGACCAUUGACCAGACAAGCGAUCAGUGGAGUCACAAAACCAACAGUCUUGGCAAUAAAUAAAUCAUCAAUGAUACCAUGUGCUUCAGCAGGCAAGACACAAACAAUAAAAGGAUUAGUAAAAAAUCAAAGUAUACCAACUCCGUCUGUUCAUGUUGGAAAUGAAUCUCAUAAACAAGAACCAAAUGUUCAAUCAGCUCUUUCACAGACUCCAUUAUCAUUGAGCACAAAGUCAUUGAACAAUACAGUGGUAUCCACUGCUUCUCCACAGGCCUAUAUUCUGAGUUUAUCAUCUGCAAUACCUGUCAGCACUGUUUCCCCAAUUCCUGUUGCCUUUCCACAAACAACUGGCAUCAACCUUCCAGUAUCAGCUUUGGCCAGCCGAGUUUUGAAAAUGCACACUACUGGAGCUAGUACUGCUGCAGUUUCGUCCUCUGUCAGUUUGUCAUCUACUUCUCUACCAGUUUCGUUAGUUGGAUCUUUGCAGAACCAGUCUCUUAUUCUAACUAGAGUUACCCCAGGUGUUCCUGUAAUGGCAUGCAAUUCCAAACAAACAAUGACAGGUGUCACUUCAAUCAAUACAGCGCCAUCAAACAUUUUAACAAGUAUGACUUUACAACAGCAGCAGCAACAACAACUCAAUAUGCUGAAGACAGUGAUUGGCAGAGUAAAUCAACCAUCUAUAGUUAACAAACCAGCAAUUUCACCAGUUUUGAUUACACAGGGAGGUUUGCAGCAGUCAGCACCUAGUUCAGCAAAGUUUCCCUUUUCAAAUAUAAUAUAUGCUCCACAAACUAGCAGUGAAAUCCAGACAGUAGACACGGCAAAAGCAGUCAGUACUACAAAGCCCCAAUCAUACCAAUUGAUGUGGUUACCAGUUGGUCAGCAAGCUCCCCCAGUUCAAAUGAAGCCUUCAGCCAGUGUAACAGAAGCUGCACCUAAGCGUCAAUUUGAGCAAAGUCUCUGUUUGGAAAACACUGUUUUGGGAGCUAAGUUGAGAGCCAAGAGUUCCCCAGCAUUUAACCAGACCAGAGCCAGUCACUGUAGUACAACCCAACAAUCGGGAAAGGUUUUUUCCCCACCAUCUGUAACACCAACCUCCUGUUCGGCAACUUUUUCUUCAAAGGAGAAAAGUCCAUUGGCUUUACAGGUUUCAUCUAACUCGACAUUACAAAGUCCAGAUGAUGUAAAAGUUUUGUCAAACAAAUCGGCAAUUCAGAUUUUAGCUGGCAUGUCAGAAAGUGGGCUGUGCUUAGCAUGUGCUAUUUGUAAGCAGUCACUGAGUAACAUAGAACAGAUUUCCACCCAUAUUUGUAAACUCUCUUUUGAAAAUACAUCUCUAAAAAAAGUAAUGCCACCUUCUAAAGAAAAGAAGUUAGAGACUGUUACAGAAUCAACAGAAGCUGGUACUACUUUAGAAUCAAAGGCUGUAAACAGUAUCUCAGUUUUGAAAGAAGGAAAAGUGACCACACCUUUGUCACAAUUACCAGUUAAACUAUCUACCUUGCCAUCCACAACUGUAAGUGAGACACCUGUUUCCACAACAACAACAACAACUAACUUGCCUACUCAAAAGUCUGCAGUUACAACAUUUGUUGAAAAUGUACCAAAACCAUGUAUAGAUGCUGCAAAUGAAUCUUUCAUAAAGUCUAAAUCACUGGCUAGUUCAACUGAAGCUGUUGACUUGGUCAAAGCUGUUGCAAAAGAUUCUGAACUGGAAAGUGAAAUUGAAGUAAACAUGCCAAGUGAAGAUGAUUUGAAUGUUUGUGGCAAGGAUGAAGAUGAAAUCGAUGCAGAGGGGAACCUUCCUGAGGUUGAUAUACAAAAGGGAUCUUAUUUUAGUCAGACUUUGACAGGGAAAACAACACCUAAAGUAGAACAAGUAAUUACACUGUACCCAUGUGUGAUUUGUAAGAAGACAUUCACAUUGGAGAAUUUCCGUAAGCAUGCUAAAAAACAUAUAAUGGAUUCAAGCAUGGCGGAAGUAACCUACCAGGAUGAUAACCUACCUUUAAUGGCGGGAGAGGAAAACUGCCCUCCUGGAGAAUUGGCUAUGAGAAGAAUCAGCAAACCCACUGAGAGUUCAAGGAAAAGUGAUAUCUACAUGUGUUGCUUCUGUUUCAUAACCUAUGAUCAUGAAACUACUCUCUCUCAACAUUAUACAACAGCUCAUCCCACAAUGACUGACUACUUAUGCCCAGCAGAUAAUUGUGCACAAAUAUUCUUUGAUGUGCAAGGUUGUGAUAAGCAUUAUGCAUUGAAACACCAGCAUGAGUGCCGAUUUUGUCUUCAAAGAUAUCGCACAUAUGUAGAAUUUCAGGCACAUAUUGUACAGCAUUACAAGAACAGAACAUUGACAUAUUUUUCAUGUUUGAAAUGCAGAACACGAUUUGCAAAUAAAACUGCUUUCUAUAGACAUUGCAGAUCAGCUCUGUCAAGUGGAUGUCCGAUAUCCUAUUUGGAAAAGCGCAUUAAUUGCCAACAGUGCCAAUGCUGUUCAAUAAAUUUCACAAGUAACGAAUGUCUUAAGUUACAUUUCAAACGCAAAUUCUAUCAAGGAGUCACAUUUAGAUGCUGCGUCUGCAGAGAGGCUAUUUGUACUAUAGAAGAUAUUGUGAAUCAUAUGUCGAACCAUUUUCCAAUCUCUGAUGAUAAACAGGUGUGUUUCUGUCACAUCUGCUGUGUUAUUUUCCCAUAUAAGUCUGUUCAUUCGCAUCAUUUGUCUUCAUCAGAUCAUAUUCGUGCUGAAACAUUGCACCAGCGCCUGCUUGACAAAUACAAUCAUGUAGUGAAAAAUGAUGACAAUGUGAAAUUGCCAGACAGCAUUGAAAAGGAGACGGACAAUGUUCUCCAAAAUGAGAGAAUAUCUGAAGAUGGCAAAGUUGAAUCUGAAACUAUAUUGACAGAUAACUGUGGAAAUCACAAAGGUGGUAAAGUUUCUGAAUCAUCUGUGUUUUCAUGUAAAUUGUGUGAUGUUUGUUUUAAAACAUCAUUUGACUUAAAGCAGCAUGAAGUUAUUAGCCAUGCCAGUACAAGACCAGUAAUAAAAAGAUUUAUAUAUAACUCUGGAGGGACAUAUAUACAAAACUACCGUAAGCGUAGUGCGAGAAAGAGUAUAGUUUGUGAAUUUUGUGGGAAAAGAUUUUUUCAUAUUAAUGAUCUGCGUUCACAUAUAAACAUUUCUCAUAAUGAUGAGCUGUUGUUAGCGUGUAAAAACCCUGAUUGCAUAAUGAAAUUUAACAGUAUUUACGAGUAUGAUGUCCAUGUAUGCAAAAGCCUAUCAAAAGGAAAGGAUAUUGCAGAUGUAUCGUGCUCGAUGGUAGAUGCAGGCCAACCUUCCGUGAAGAGUAUGAAGGAGUACAUGCUUCAGUAUUACGUAGAAGAUUGUAAAGAAUUACUAGAUACAGUGGCCACCACUGUUGAGAGUGUUCAGGAACACCUUGGUGACCAUUUCUCGUGCCAGUAUUGUGACAAGCGUUUCCAUAGUUGCGAACAAUUAAAGUUUCACCUCAUAAAUCAACACACGGAAAUAUUGGCACAGUGCGUUGAUUGUAUGGAAUAUUUUUUUCAUCAGAGCACUUUAUUGGAACACAGACGGGAAUGUGCUGUUAAGGGGUUUUCGGACGAAGAUUUCCACACGAAAAAGAAAUUACUAGGUUGCCAUGUCUGCUUUAACUCAUUUUUGUAUAUCUUGGGACUUUCAAAGUACUUGCGGGAUUUAAAAUUCUUGUCAGAGAAGUAUAAAUCAAGUGGAUCUAAGUGCUUUUCAAGAAAAGGUGUGUUUGAUUUGAAACAUGAAGGGGAAUGUGGCAUAGAAGAGAAUAGCACAGUUCCUUUUAACAAUUCAAGGAAAUUUGUUUGCAUCAGUUGCAAAAAUGAAUACUGCAAUGCUGAAGACUUCUUCAUAUGUAUGCAGUCACGACUGACCACGGAAAGGAAUAGGGAGAUAGAAGAAGAAGCUAACAAGGCAGGGUCAAAUAACGAAUCUCUUAGGUACACGGUGGUUGAAGGUGAUGACGGAAGCGUGUCAUUGUUCGGAAAGUCUCAGAUCGAUUUGAAGAAUGUGUUUUCCUGCAACGAGUGUGAAAGCAUUGUGUGUUACCAAGAUGGUGGAAUUUGCUCGGCAAGUCUGAAUCACCCGUGUACUGGAAAUAACACAUUGAUCAAUGAAAAAAGUAUUUGCUGACCUGAUUUCGUUAUGUGCGUGAAAUGCAGUAUCUUGAUAAUAGGUAGACUUUAUGAAUAAGCAAGUGCAAAAGACUAUGGCUUCAGUGUAUAUAUGUGUUUAUUGAAGUUACCUCAGUUGAAGUAUGGUGCAUCAAGUCAAAGAUGUGUGUCAAUGAAAAAUACUCUUUAGCAGUAGUUGAGCAGACUAUAUAUAAUUGACUUACUCUGAAAUUCAGAAUAUUUCGGGUUUUCCAAGCUAAUCCCAGGGUACGUGUGUGUAUACAAACUCAAAAUUACAGUUAUAUGUUACUUACAAAAAAUAAGUACAACAUAUGGAUUUACCUAUUAUGACGGUAAAAGUUUGUUUGUAUCAUGGGUUUAGUUUUGAAAAGUCCAGAUAUGCCAAGUUGCAGACAACAUCUAUUUAGACUGAUUUCGAGAGAAAUGAUUCUUUAUGCUGUUCAUAAGGUGUAAAUUUAAAGUACAAUUCUUCAUGAUUUGUUAACGAUAAGUACAUACCAAUAAUGAAGACCAUACCUAACUAAAUAAUGAAAAUAGUGCUGAAUUUUCUGGAAUUGCAUGAUGGGUCAAAUUACUACAGGUUUAGCUUAUAUGCUUUAUGACAACUGGUCUAUUGCUAUAGACCAAACUAUAUGCUUGUAUAAAUGAUUUGUUUUAUUGAUCCUAAAUUUUGUUAAGUUAAAACUCUUGACCAGAAGCAAAUUUUUAUUACAUUAAGAAAAAGGACUUCGAUGAAAUUAUAAACAAAAUUUUGCAUUUUUAGCUCACCUGUCACAAAGUGACAGGGUGAGCUUUUGUGAUCACUUUUCGUCUGUCGUCUUUCCGUCGUCCGUAAACUUUUACUUUAAAUGACAUCUCCUCAUAAACCACGAAGCCAAUUUCAUCCAAACUUCACAGGAAUGUUCCUUUGGUGGUCACCUUUGAAAAUUGUUCAAAGAAUUUAAUUCCAUGCAGAACUCUGGUUGCCAUGGCAACCAAAAGAAAAAACUUUAAAUAUCUUCUUCUAAGAAACCAAAAGAGCUAGAGCUUAGAUAUUUGGCAUGAAACAUCUUCUAGUGAGUGUCUACCAAGUUUGUUCAAAUAAAAGCCCUCGGGUCAAAAUUGGCCCGCCCCAGGGGGUCAUUGAUUUUCCCUAUAUGCAUAUAGUAAAAACUUAAAAAAUCUUCUUUUAAAGAACCCAAAGAGCUAGAGCUUAAAUAUUUAGCAUGAAACAUCUUCUAAUGGGUGUCUACCAAGUUUGUUCAAAUAAAAGCCCUGGGGUCAAAAUUGGCCCGGCCCUAGGGGGCCAUUGAUUUUCCCUAUAUGCAUAUAGUAAAAACUUUAAAAUCUUCUUUUAAAGAACCAAAAGAGCUAGAGCUAAGAUAUUUAGCAUGAAACAUGUUCUAAUGGAUGUCUACCAAGUUUGUUCAAAUAUGAGCCCUGGGGUCAAAAUUGGCCCCGCCCCGGGGUCAUUGAUUUUCCUUAUAUGUGUAUAGCAAAAACUUAAAAAAUCUUUUUUGAAAAAAACCAAACUCAAAUAGCUAGAGUUAAGAUAUUAAGCACAAAGCAUCUUCUAGUGAGUGUCUGCAAAGUUUGUUCAAAUAAAAGCCCUGAGGUCAAAAUUGGCCCAAUCCCCGGGGACAUUGAUUUUCCUUAUAUGUGUAUAGCAAAAACUUAAAAAUCUUCUUUGAAAAAACCUGAAUAGCUAGAGUUUAGAUAUUAAGCAUGAAACAUUUUCUAGUAAGUGUCUACAAAGAUUGUUCAAAUAAAAGCCCUGGGGUCAAAACUGGCCCUGCCCCAGGUGUGUCAUUGUUUUUAUCUAUAUGUGUAAAGAAAAAACUUGAAAAAAUCUUCUUUUAAAAAACCCAACGAGCUAGACCUUAGAUGUUUAGCAUGAAACAUCUUCUAAUGGGUGUCUACCAAGUUUGUUCAAAUAAAAGCCCUGGGGUUUAAACUGGCCCCAGUCCAGGGGCCUAUAUACAGAUGAGCGCAUUCAGGGCCAUCAUGGCCCUCUUGUUUUUCUUUCUCGAGUAAAGAGGAUUCUAUAUCUAAUAUACAUGUAUUUUAGAGUAAAAACAGUGUGUUUGAGAUGGACAUUUAAAGUUGUAAUGCUGUAAUAUGGACAUUUAUACCACAGUGAGUUCAAUAAGUAAAAUAAUGUCUCAACUCUCAAGGGAAGUAAGGGUUUAACCACAGCAUGUUUUUAAUGUAUUAUAAUUAUAAACUUAGGGUAAUCAUUUGUGAUACUUAUGUCAUGAUAUCAUCAUAAUAAAGACAAUGAGUUGCAUCAUUAAUGACAUCACCUGAUGAUUCUUUUUUAUGUUUUAUUAUUUUUUUUUGGUAUUUUUAUAUUUUGUUGUCGAAAAAAUAUAGUUUGUAUGUAUGUGUUGCCAUAAUUAUGAGGUAGAUGUAAAAUGAAUGUAAUGACACUUCUGUAAGAAAUGUUAGUAAGAUACGUAAAGGUAAUGUCUGAUAACAAUUUUCUAGGCUUUUUAUUAAAGCAGCAUGCCCACUUCAGAUUUUUGUUUAUUUCUGCGAAAGCAUUAAAUGAUAGGUUUAAUAAAUAAUGUUGCCAAGUUAUUUAACCUACACUACCUUACUUGCUGUCCAUAGAAUUAGCGUGUCAAAAUAUGCAAAAAACAUUUUUCAUUUGGGUAAAAUUAAAAAGAUUCUUUCAUUGGGGUAGAAUUUUAACUAUAGAAACAGUAAGUCUGUCAAAUUUUAAACAUUUCUAGUUUCACCUGAAUUAUGAAAAAAAAGAAAAUUUAUUCACGUCAAAAUAUGCAAAAAAUUGUCAUGCUCCAUUUGUUAAAUAAGGUAGACUUUUAGUGAUAAAGUUAAUAAAUUCUGCCAUACUCAUAAUUCUGUGAAAUAUCUAGUUUGGGAAUAUAAAUUAUUUAUAAAAUUAUAUUUCUCAAGUUUGCUUAUUGAAAAUUUCUUUCAACUGUCAGGAAACAAUUGGCCCUUUAGGUAAAGUCUAUAUAGUAUGUGAAAUUCUUGCAUAUUCUAUAAUAAUAUAUUUGCAAAUAUUUAAUUUUAUUGAUGUGUAUUUUGUCUCAAAUGGUCUAUAGAAAGUUGUCUUUGCCAAGUCAACUGAUUAAUAACUUAAUUUCUUCUCUUUUUUCGCACCAUUAGAUUUUAAAAUUUUAGGUAGUUUCCUUAUCAAAAUACUUGUACUAAGAAAACUCUAGUCAAAAGAAAAUGUAUUACUGCAUUAGAAUGCAUUGUAGAAAGAAAUGUUAGUUAUUUCACAGGAACUAAAAAAAAUCAGUUAAGUCAUGUUUCCUGUAAAAACAAUACCCCAUUCCGAUAUAUAAUGUGUUCACAUAUAUUGGGAUAGGAUAUUUUUAUAGUAAAUCAAACUUCACUGCAAUUAUUGAUAAAGUUUCUGUGCUUAUUUAAAGAAAUACCGUAAAAUUCCUAUUUAAACGCCCCUUCCCUAAUAAAGGCCCAACACCUAAGUUUUUUUUAAUCUACUCAUCAGUGAUGAACUCAAAGAGUAAAUCAAUAAUUUUUAUAGGAACCAAAAAAAUGUAUCCUAUAAACUUUAAAACUUUAAUGUUAUUAUGAAAACUUGUUUAACACCAAGCAUAUAAUUUACAAUGAUUUUUUGAUUUAGGAAAAACUGUGUUUUAAAAUAAUGCAGCCCCUUUCAAAAAUGUUUAACCCCUGGGGCAUUUAAUAGGAAUUUUACGGUAAUUAUGGCAUGUUAAGGUUACCAGUCCAUCUUUAAGCAAAGAUAUUUUUAUACCGUAUUUAACAUAGGAUAAUCAUCUUACAAGGAAAGAAAUUGUACAGUUGCUGUAUGGAGUUUGACUCUUAUUACAGAUUUAUGAAUUAUACAUACCGGGUACUUGUAGAAUAUAAUUAUAUUGUAACAAUGUAUGUAAAUAGAUUUUUAUAAUCGUCUGUAUAUAUUGCAUAGAAUAAACUAGAAAAAUGAA
Molecule: messenger RNA, 12793 nt
Organism: Ruditapes philippinarum (Manila clam)
Lineage: Eukaryota; Metazoa; Mollusca; Bivalvia; Venerida; Veneridae
Exons: 10
Coding region: 361-8868 (2835 amino acids)
Biological process (GO): regulation of DNA-templated transcription
Molecular function (GO): DNA-binding transcription factor activity, RNA polymerase II-specific; RNA polymerase II cis-regulatory region sequence-specific DNA binding
Source: RefSeq, a predicted model, not a curated record